UUAUUGCAACGUUGCAGUUUUAUUUGAUUCGGUUUUUUUUUUUUUUGUAGUUUAGUUCUAUAUAUAUUUUGUUGUAUCUUAUAUAACGCACAAUGGGCGGUUUCUAUGAGCUGGAGAAGACCGCUGAGGAGCCGCUGCUGAGCUUCAAGGAGCUGCGUAAGCGCGGCCAGCUGAGCAAGCAGACAAUGAAGCGCUCACUGCGCCACAUUACCUAUGAAUAUCGCACCAUGUGGCGCCUCCAGGCCCCCUAUCCCUAUUGCACCAAUGCGGCACGCAAUAUUUACAAUUCACCCGAACAUAUGACGCUGCUCCUGGAGGGCAACCUAUUGACAUUCGAGGAGCUUGUCGUGGCCACCAAUGUGCAUCCAAUUGACUUGGAGAAGAGUCUGCGCCACAUUGUUGAGCAUUACUAUCCACAGUGGUUAACCUAAUUAAAGCGACAGCAGCGCGUCUUUGCUUUUAAAUUCAACUCAAUCAGAAUCGAAGCAACAACAGUCAACAACAAUUUUUUCAUAUUUUCAAUUUCAAUUUCAAGCGCAUGCUGCUGUUUGGGUUUGCAGUUUAGAGCUAGAGAUGGGCAAAAAAUAAUCGGCAAGCGGCCUAAUUCAAAAUUGAAGAAAGCGAAAAAAAUAUAAAAGGCAAGGGCAAGCAAAAAAUGAAUAGAAAGCAAGUAGAAGGAUGCCCCAGAUACAAGAUAUAUAUACAACAAAUUUCUUUACGUUUUUUU
This is a messenger RNA of Drosophila busckii, 727 nucleotides long. Its product is annotated as maker367. The transcript is spliced from 2 exons. The coding region runs from base 93 to 431 and encodes 112 amino acids. Lineage: Eukaryota; Metazoa; Arthropoda; Insecta; Diptera; Drosophilidae. The record is from RefSeq and is a predicted model, not a curated record.